AUGCGCCUAUUCCACACACUUCUCUUCCUCUUCUGCUGCUACGCGCGCCUCCACCGCUUCCUCGUUUGCUUCCGCUGCCACGCGCACCACCGCUCCAGCGCCCCGCCACCGCCGCGCCGCCGAGGAGCGUCGGGCUACCGCGGCGUCCGCCAGCGCCCCAACGGCGGGUUCUACUCCGAGAUACGGUCUGGCCAACUCCGGCUCGGCCUCGGCACCUUCGAGACGGCGCACGAGGCCGCCCGCGUGUACGACGCAGCGGCGUGGCGCCUAGGCAAGCCACACCCGCAGAUGAACUUCCAGGACGUGGACACGCUCCAGCAGGCGCUGGACGUCGCCCCGCCGCCUCGUCUUACCACGGCACAAGACCGUGCGGAGCACGCUGAGCGGCAGCGCCGCCUCCUCGUCGCUCAGGAGGACGAGCGGGUCAUGGCAGACUGGCGCCGGCGCCACCCGGAGGACGUCACCUACGAGCAAGCCUACUGGGCAAGGCGCCGCGAGGAGCGGUUGGAUAGGCGUCAGCGGAAGGCCCUGGCGUUAUCGCAGUGCGAAAUCGUUGAGAAUGGUGGGCAGACGAUCUUUAUGUCUGAUGAUGAUCGUUGGGAGGACAUGUGGCUCGAUACCUCGGACGAGACCAGCGAGGAUGGCGAUGAUGAUGACGACGACUGGGAGUAG
Molecule: messenger RNA, 672 nt
Organism: Aegilops tauschii subsp. strangulata
Lineage: Eukaryota; Viridiplantae; Streptophyta; Magnoliopsida; Poales; Poaceae
Biological process (GO): regulation of DNA-templated transcription
Molecular function (GO): DNA binding; DNA-binding transcription factor activity
Source: RefSeq, a predicted model, not a curated record